This is a messenger RNA of Mercurialis annua (annual mercury), 750 nucleotides long. Its product is annotated as dihydroneopterin aldolase 2-like. The coding region runs from base 123 to 524 and encodes 133 amino acids. Gene Ontology annotation, cellular component: cytoplasm. Gene Ontology annotation, biological process: folic acid-containing compound metabolic process. The transcript has 3 exons. Gene Ontology annotation, molecular function: dihydroneopterin aldolase activity. The record is from RefSeq and is a predicted model, not a curated record. Lineage: Eukaryota; Viridiplantae; Streptophyta; Magnoliopsida; Malpighiales; Euphorbiaceae.
AGGGCAGACGAAAAUAAAAUAAGGAAGAAGAAGAACGACAAGUACGAGGAAGCCAUUACAGUACUGUAAGAGCUUAUCGGCGGUAGCUUUGCGGUAACGUUUUUCCGACCGAGAGGUUUACGAUGGAAAAUGAUCAGAUAUUGAGUGGAGACAAACUCAUACUAAGAGGACUGAAGUUCCAUGGCUUCCAUGGGGUGAAACCUGAAGAACGGACUUUAGGUCAGAAAUUCGUUGUAGAUGUAGAUGCCUGGAUGGAUCUCGGGUCAGCUGGUAAUUCUGAUCAGCUGUCAGAUACUAUCAGCUAUACUGAAAUUUACCGAAUAGUUAAGGAAUUUGUUGAGGGCACGCCCUGUAAUCUACUCGAGUCGGUGGCUCAACGAAUUGCUUCCACCACUCUGACAAAGUUUCCACAAAUUUCCGCCGUGCGUGUGAAAGUUGGGAAGCCUCAUGUUGCCGUUCAAGGUCAGCUGGAUUAUUUGGGAAUUGAAAUCUUCCGACGCAGAACUACAGGUGUUGCAAACUAGAUUAAUUUACAUAUUUGAGGUAUAACACCUUUCCCCCCCUCUAAUGUAUCAUCAAAUUAUGUGUUUUAUCGACAUUGAGUGGAUCGGAAGCAGCUUUGAAAUCAUAAUUUGUAUUGUAUUCAUCUAUUCAGGGACUGCAUUUCGAACAAAUACACACUCAAAAAUAAUUGAUGUUUCUACAUACACUAUGUAAAGUUCGGAUCGAUGUUGAUGUUUAGGUUGUUAA